CCCAUUAUCCGUGAACCGAAAAAGGGAAGAGAAAAACGCAAAGUCGAAGCCAUGUGGGCUGUUUUCCCCGCCACACCCGGACUUUGCCUCCUACCUCUCACCCCUUCCGGCCUCACCAUCUCAGCCAAUUCUAAGCCAGCGCGCCACCGCUCCAAACCACCUGGAAACGACGCCGUCACAACAAAAGACAUCAAAGGCCUAGGCCACACCAUCCUCACAGCGCUUAAUUCCAGUCAUCCCAGCACUAAGCCCGACCCAAUCCCAGAACAGCCAAAACAAGGAAAACGCAAACAAGCAAAGCAAAAACAAGAAGAAGAGGGAAGGCAGAUUAGUGGGUCAGAUGUGCUUUGGGCUCUACAGAGAGCAGCCGCUCAGAAAAAGGCGACGAGUGGAAGUAAGAAAAUGAAGAAGCAGAAGGGGGUGUCAUCUUCUGCCGGCGGUCACAGGGAAGAGGGCGGUGUGGAUUAUAGUAAAGCGAGGCCGUUUUGCGUUAGGAGUGAGUGGGGUGUGAGGUUGGAUGAGUUGGAGAAGCGCCUUCAGGAGCUUUCUGAGACACAUUGAGGAUUCGAGGGAUGCAAGAAACAGAAAAAC
Molecule: messenger RNA, 591 nt
Organism: Alnus glutinosa
Lineage: Eukaryota; Viridiplantae; Streptophyta; Magnoliopsida; Fagales; Betulaceae
Exons: 2
Coding region: 52-561 (169 amino acids)
Source: RefSeq, a predicted model, not a curated record